This is a messenger RNA of Hemiscyllium ocellatum (epaulette shark), 324 nucleotides long. RefSeq names its product selenoprotein K (gene selenok). The transcript has 4 exons. NCBI's taxonomy places the organism in Eukaryota, Metazoa, Chordata, Chondrichthyes, Orectolobiformes, Hemiscylliidae. Gene Ontology annotation, biological process: endoplasmic reticulum calcium ion homeostasis; calcium ion transport. The record is from RefSeq and is a predicted model, not a curated record. Gene Ontology annotation, cellular component: Golgi apparatus; endoplasmic reticulum membrane.
UUUAAAACUGCAUUUUGAUGACGUUGGGGAAUGUAUCUGGCGGACGGCAAUAGGCAAGUAGUGGAUAGCAGGAGUCAAGCACCAUGGAGUUUGUCAUCAAUAAUUCAGUUUUUCUGGGGAAUAGUGGAGUUUAUUUCUUUUUUCUUCAGAACAUUGUUCAACCCAGCUGGAGCAGAAUAUAAAAGAACUGGAAGCCAGUCAUCCUGGGGUAGACCCGACGAUGGAAGAGGCCCUCCAGGAGUUCCACGGAGAAAGAUGGGUCGAAUAAACCAUGGUGGAGGAGGUCCUCCACCACCUCCAAUGUCUGGAGGAUGAGGAAGGUAA